Alosa sapidissima (American shad) is the source of this 1673-nucleotide messenger RNA. RefSeq names its product insulin-like growth factor binding protein 7 (gene igfbp7). NCBI's taxonomy places the organism in Eukaryota, Metazoa, Chordata, Actinopteri, Clupeiformes, Clupeidae. Gene Ontology annotation, cellular component: extracellular region. The record is from RefSeq and is a predicted model, not a curated record. Gene Ontology annotation, molecular function: insulin-like growth factor binding. The coding region runs from base 117 to 911 and encodes 264 amino acids. The transcript is spliced from 5 exons. Gene Ontology annotation, biological process: regulation of cell growth; regulation of signal transduction.
GGGGUCGCGCGCUAUCAGGCUGUGGUGAUACACAGUGCGUCAGUCGCAGAGUGAGCUCGAGCUUGUAACGGUUUAACAGUAGCGUUGCAAGGAGACGAACAUAAAAUAAACCAAAGAUGUUAACUUUUUCCGUUCUUGUACUCGUGCUGUCGGUUUUAACCGCAUCAUCGACGCGCGUUACGCGCAGCUGUGGUGAAUGUGUCCCGGAGAAGUGCGCGCCACUGCCUGCUGAUGGCUGCACUGCCGGUACCGUGAUGGACUCGUGCGGCUGCUGCUCCGUUUGCGCCGCGGGCCCGGGAGAUGCCUGCGGGGGCCGAGGAUCAUCCGCCAAGCGCUGCGCGCCCGGUCUCGAGUGUGUGAAGAGUGACACAGACAAGAAGAGUAAAUUGGGCACGUGCGUGUGCAAAAGCAACUACCCGGUAUGUGGCACCGACGGUAUUAACUACGUGACUGGCUGUGACCUCCGCGCCGCGAGCCAGAAGGCAGUGAAGGACGGGAAGCCCGAGAUCGCCGUGCAGAACAAGGGCAUGUGCGCACAGGCCCCUGUGAUCGUGACAGCUCCAGGUGAAGUGUGGAAUGUGACCGGCUCUCAGGUGUACCUGAGCUGUGAGGCCAUCGGCGUCCCCACACCUGUGGUCACCUGGAAGAAGAUUGUGCCCGGCAAGGGCAGGACUGAGCUGUUGCCUGGUGACCGUGACAACCUGGCUAUCCAGACCCGCGGGGGCCCUGAGAAACACGAGGUCACCGGAUGGGUUCUGAUCUCCCCCCUGACGAAGCAGGAGGCCGGAGUGUAUGAGUGUCAUGCAAAUAACCUGCGUGGGGAAGCCUUCUCCACCGGAACCAUCCACGUGGUCGACUCCGAGGACGACAUCCCCGCCGCAACCAAGGUGACCAAAGACGACGAGCUGUGAUGAGGCCCUCAGCUUGUGUCCCCAUCAGAUGCACACACAUACACGCGCCACAUCAUGGGACAUUCCACUUCAUUUAUUCAAAUGCAUCAAAGUAUGACCACCUUUUGAUCUCAAUCAGCAUACACGCACACACACACAUACGCACACACACCUAUCUCUCGACCCCUAGCUUUUUCAGAGGAACUUCAAACAUGAGUUUGAUGUGUGUUUUGAUUGUUUCUGAUAUCAAACUGUUUUUCAUUCUUGUCCCGUGUGUUCCACGGUCACUCAAGUGCCUCAUGAAUUUAAUUUGGACAUAGAGUGUUUGUGAAGAAAUACUGUAUAUGGAUAAGCUCCUCCCUUUUAGCUUACCCUCACACACACAGGCUUUCACAGUCCACACACACCAACAGCUAGGGCACCACAGAGCCAAACACACAUACUCUAAUCCCCCAGUGUGUGUGUGUGUGUGUGUGUGUGCGGUGGUGCGUGUGUGUAUAAAAGCUAGGUCACUUUAAGAGGAUUUCUGUGGAAUGUUGUUCGUUCGUUGGGUGCUAUUUCUUCAAUAUGCGUGCAGAGGCCCCCUCCCGCCGGGCCGGACAGGGCCGUAUACUCAGUAAUGGACGACAGAGGUAGUAUAGUACAGUAGUGUUUAUUAGGAUGUAGUAUGCGGAUGUAGCAUGGGAGUAUGUUAGUAUGGGAGUGUGAAGGCUGUAGACUUCUUCCUGUGUUUACACUUGCUGGCCUGUUUGUAUUCACACUGUGUACCACUAAUAAAUAAAU